Eimeria acervulina is the source of this 1236-nucleotide messenger RNA. RefSeq lists its product as hypothetical. The record is from RefSeq and is a predicted model, not a curated record. Gene Ontology annotation, cellular component: P-body. The coding region runs from base 1 to 1236 and encodes 411 amino acids. The transcript has 4 exons. Gene Ontology annotation, molecular function: mRNA binding. NCBI's taxonomy places the organism in Eukaryota, Apicomplexa, Conoidasida, Eucoccidiorida, Eimeriidae. Gene Ontology annotation, biological process: cytoplasmic stress granule assembly; P-body assembly.
AUGUUUUCGUUGGUUGAUGAAAGCUUAAGACCCAUUGUAGUUUGUUUUUUCAGCAGAUUCCCUCCGCCUCUCUGCGGUGUUCUCGACUCCAUCAACCCGAUGGCUUCCACCGUUUCUCUUCGCUGUGUACAGUCCUUCGGUACAGAAGGCCGACCAGUACCCGUUCCUGUUCCGCCUUCACCGGAAAUAUACAACUCUGUCGUCUUCUAUGGCAAGCAUAUUAAAGACUUGACAGUGUGCAGCGAGCCCGAAGUGCCAGCACCUCCUGUGGGUGCCUAUCCACAAGAUCCUGCAAUACUCAGCAUGGAGAUGGGGGGCCCCUCGGGGCCCCCUCAGCGUUCGAGCGCAGCUUCUUCCCUCCUCCGUCCAGCUGCAGGGUCUCCUGUUCCGCAUGUAACGGGGGGCCCCACCGGGGGCCCCUCCACUGGGGGCCCCUCAGUAUUUGGGGGGCUCGGUGGGGGCUCAGCAGAGGUGGGAGAGGAUUCUUGCUGUGCUCCUGCAGCACCGUUUGCAGGUAGAGGGUUAGGCGGUACAGCUUCACAGCCGCAGACUGGAGAAGACAUAGGAACAGUUGCAGUUACAGGGGGGGGCCCUCAGCAAGACGGUGGAAGACAGCAGACAAACACUAGAGGUAGAGGAGGCCGAGGCGGGGGUGCAAGUGGGCGUCAGGGGGCCCGAGGCAGAGGUCAGAGAAUAGACGGAAGAGACGGAGAGAGGGGAGGAAGAGCAGAGGGGUACAAUGAAGGGCCCCGCGGUGUUGUCGGGGAGCUGCCAGGCAGACCCAACCUACAACUCAAAAAUGAAGUGGCUGAGGAAUUCGACUUCGAUGCAAUGAACAGCAAAUUCGAAAAACCAGCAACGUUGGGAGAGGGUAGUGAAUUUGCAAGUGGGGGGACUGCAUAUGACAAGAAUAAAUCUUUCUUUGAUUCAAUUUCUUGUGAAGCUUUAGAGAAGCGAGGGGGGCAGGAGCAGCAGCAGCAGCAGCAGCAGCAGCAAGCAAACGAAGGUAAAUCUCAAGAACAAGACAACAGAGGGCGUCGCACUGGCACUCGGCAACAAAAUAGAGCUCUAGAUGUAGAUACAUUUGGAGAGGGUGCCGCCCACUUCACUGUUAGAUACUUCGGAGGCCGAAGAGGAGGCAGAGGGAAAGGCAGAGGAAAUUUCAACAGAGGGGGGGGCCCAGGGGGCCCCCAGCAGGGCGGUCGUGGAGGCAGCGAAGUUAAACAAAGAAGAUAG